UGGCGGGAAAGUGGCGGUGGCGCAGCAUGGCGGCGGCGGUGGAGUCGCCGCCCUCGGGUGGCCCCGGGGCCGUACGGCUGCCGCGGUCGCCACCACUCAGCCGAGCGCCGCUGGAGUUGGCGGUCGUGUGGAUGCAGGGCACCGUGCUGGUGGUGGAAGGCGGCCAGGCGCGGCUGCGCGACCCGAGCGGGGCCUUCUCCGUGCGCGGCCUGGAGCGCGUACCGCGAGGCCGGCCUUGCCUGAUUCCAGGAAAGUAUGUGAUGGUGAUGGGUGUAGUCCAGGCCUGUAGUCCUGAGCCCUGCCUACAGGCUGUGAAGAUGACGGAUCUUUCUGACAAUCCUAUCCAUGAAAGCAUGUGGGAGCUGGAGGUGGAAGACUUACACAGGAACAUCCCUUAGAGCUGAGACCCUCUAGGAACAUACGAACAGCUUUCCUCGGAGGGCUUUACACCAUGUGGGUCUCGGGGACAUCACAGAGAUUUGAUGACAACUCAGCCCUCCCUCUGCCCAGGGCUUUGGCUGCUUGCGGAUGAGAAGCAGAUCUCCGGCCCUUUUCCCUUUUUGUCAUUUAUGUGUGUUUGUUUUUCUCUCUGAGGCAUAUGGAAAUCUCAUGUUGCCGUCUCUGGCUUGGCGAGGGGUAACGCUUGCUUCUUUAAGAUGCACCCUCUGGGUUUCAGUUACUGACAGUGGGAUUAAAGUGUGUUUGUGGACACGAGGACACUGGCGCCUGUCUCCCCGUCUCCAGCCGCCAGCCCUGUGCAGCCAGGCUCUCUCUGCUCCAGUGCACUCAUUCCUCAUUGUCCAUCUUCCUCAGAUUCAGAAGGUGAGACCAGCUGUUAGAAUGGUGGGAGUGGUCUUAGAAUUCUUUGUUGAAAUUAAAAAUCUAAGGAUGGAAACAGA
Molecule: messenger RNA, 899 nt
Organism: Myodes glareolus (Bank vole)
Lineage: Eukaryota; Metazoa; Chordata; Mammalia; Rodentia; Cricetidae
Source: RefSeq, a predicted model, not a curated record